Juglans microcarpa x Juglans regia is the source of this 1096-nucleotide messenger RNA. RefSeq lists its product as uncharacterized. Lineage: Eukaryota; Viridiplantae; Streptophyta; Magnoliopsida; Fagales; Juglandaceae. Gene Ontology annotation, molecular function: zinc ion binding; nucleic acid binding. The record is from RefSeq and is a predicted model, not a curated record. The transcript is spliced from 2 exons. The coding region runs from base 211 to 639 and encodes 142 amino acids.
CUUAAACGUGAGCUUUACUCUCUGCAACAAAACACCACCUCUAUCCAUGAGUAUUACAACCAUAUCAAACAAAUAUGGGAUGAAUUAAGCCAUCUUCAAAACAACACUGACCUCAAGGAUUUGCAAAAACAAGUGGACGAUGAACACGUCUUCCAUUUUCUUCUUGGCCUAAAUGAUUCUUUGGCCCAACUCAGAACCCAAAUCCUAGCUAUGGAACCCCUUCCCCACAUUACAAAAGUUUUUUCUAUCUUAUUUCAGGAAGAGCAGCAACGCCUCCUGCACAUCCGCUCACUGCCGACGGAAUCCAUGGCCUUUGCAACAACCAACUUCGGCACCACCCGAAGUCAUCUCCGUUGCACUGAAUGUGGCAAAACGGGUCACACCCGUGACCGAUGUUGGAGAGUUAUUGGUUACCCAUUAGGCCGCGACCCACGCUCCAAGCCACGCCCAUCUCUACUCGGCAAACCACCGUCUGGCUUGGCUCCAGUUGCAAAUCAAGCCUCUUUCUCCUCAGACCCUUCGCCAGUAUUGGGAUUGACGCCGGAGCUCUACCAAAAAUUGCUGGACUUGCUCACCCCGACACCCCCUUCCUCCAAUUUUGUCGGACUCACAGUCGACGAGGCUGAUUGGAGUGGGUGAUUUUUGCAAUGGGCUUUAUGUGUACCGGUCCAACAAUGUUCUAGCUCUCUCCGUACAAUCCACUGCUAAUAAAGACUUAUGGCAUCGAUGCCUAGGUCAUCCUUCACGUCUUCUUAUUCCUCAAUUAUUUAAUAAUUCUCAUGUUAUUUCAAAUUGUGAUGUUUGUGCUCGUUCUAAGCACACACGUUUGCCUUUUUCCUCUAGUGAUAAUAAAAGUUCUUUUGCUUUCAAUAGAAUUUUUUGUGACAUUUGGGGUGGCUACCAUACUUCUUCCAUUUGUGGUUCUCAUUAUUUUCUCACUAUAGUCGAUGAUUUUUCCUGCACCACUUGGAUCUAUCUUAUGCGUUAUAAAUAAAAGGCAUAUACAAAUUUCAUACAUUUUUUUGCCCUUGUUCAAACUCAGUUCAAUACCACAGUAAAAAAAAUUCACACUGAUAAUGGACAAGAAUUUCUUUCG